Messenger RNA from Paraglomus brasilianum, 684 nucleotides. Lineage: Eukaryota; Fungi; Glomeromycota; Glomeromycetes; Paraglomerales; Paraglomeraceae. The record is from the annotation of a GenBank genome assembly.
AUGUCUAGUGUAAAUGUUUUAGAUGAAGCUCGGAGGCAUGGUGUUGAAGCAAUUAUCUCGAACAUGUCAGAAGCCUUUGUAACAAAUGCUACAAAAAGGUCUCAAGAAGAUAUAACAGUUGCAGGGUCACCAAAGAAGUGCCGAAUGGAUCCCAGUUUCAAUGUCUCAUUCGAUGAAUACAUCAAUAAUGCUAAUGCUACUCACAUGAAUGCUCUAUCUAGCAUAGUCGAUUUGACUGAAAAUUCAGGGAUACGAAAGAAAUUCUCAGAUCAUGUGUGGAAAUCACUUAUUCUUGGUGUUGAUAAGUUGCAACUGAUCUCAAUAACAACUCUUGGGGAAAAACUUAUUUGUGAAUAUAGUGAGGUUUGUGUGAAGGAGUCACCCUUGAUCAUGGAAAGCAUUUGGCUUCAAAAUUGGAACCUGGCAGCUGGAAAUGAGACCACCAUGAAAAUCCAAUGGUUGUAUGGACAUUUGUACUUCAAAAACGAUCCACCAAGCAUAUGUGGUUCAGAAAUGGAUCAUAUUGUGAACAUAGUAGCACCCAUUAUUAACACUCUCCUCAGUGGUUAUGGUAAAUGGAUUGAAUGGGACCAGUCUGAUUGUUCGAACAGAUGUCAUCCUGAUAUCAAGAUAAUUAUUAAGGACAAGAGCAAUACAGUGUGUGCUGUUGGAGAAGUGGCAUGA